AUGGCGUUCUGCAUUAUCAUGGGAACGCAUCCUUUUACCAAGCAAAUGGAAGAAUACAGAGGGCAACAAUUUCGGUGUAACAACUGCGGCAAUGUGCGAGCGUUUUGUCAAAAGAGCUGGACAUGGUUCACUGUUUGCUGGAUUCCUGUGAUACCGUUUUCUGCAGGCUGGCACAAAGAUGUCUACUGUCCUAUCUGUCGCGUCACACAAGACUUGGGCCAGCGACCCGACAUCACAUCCGGGCAAGGAACGCAUGGACAAGCGUUCCAGCAAGGCGCCAUCAAUGGAGGAUACGGCGGCCCCCCACAGCAGCAGGCGCAUUAUAAGUGA
Molecule: messenger RNA, 330 nt
Organism: Endocarpon pusillum Z07020
Lineage: Eukaryota; Fungi; Ascomycota; Eurotiomycetes; Verrucariales; Verrucariaceae
Exons: 4
Coding region: 1-330 (109 amino acids)
Source: RefSeq, a predicted model, not a curated record